Messenger RNA from Acaulospora colombiana, 431 nucleotides. NCBI's taxonomy places the organism in Eukaryota, Fungi, Glomeromycota, Glomeromycetes, Diversisporales, Acaulosporaceae. The record is from the annotation of a GenBank genome assembly.
UGGUGUUGUUCGUCGCCGGCCCGUCCCCGUUGCUGGUGGCCGACUAUUAAAUAAAAGCCAAAAAGAAACCAAUUGUAACCACAACGGUCGGAGAAUCUAUUGUCUGAUGUGGAAGCAGAUUCAGGGGUCAAGAAUGGCAACGGCCGCUUCGAACGAGGACUCGAAGUUUGUAUUCCGCAUAGCCGGAGCCGGGAAAAAGGCAAAGGGCGCAUAUGGACGAGACAAAGCAACCAGUUCCUGUUUCACACCUUCUCCCCCUUCACCAUUCAAGCAAAACCCAACCCCGCGGUUCGGUACUGAGAAGUUUAUUGUUCAAGGAGACAAUCUCUCAGCAUUUGCAACGUUAUCACAACCGCUAAUAGGACUGCACACGAUCAAGACUCGGACCUCUCAACUCUCCAGCUUGAUACUGUUUUCCCCAACCGAAAAAA